Molecule: messenger RNA, 812 nt
Organism: Python bivittatus (Burmese python)
Lineage: Eukaryota; Metazoa; Chordata; Lepidosauria; Squamata; Pythonidae
Source: RefSeq, a predicted model, not a curated record
GUGUGGUGGGUGUCUUCUCUCCUGGUUAGUGCCAAACUCCCUGGGCAUGGAGCUGAUGGCCCCAGCCACCCUCUACGCUCUGAACGGCUCUUCCAUCCGGCUCAGCUGCACUUUCAAUUCCUGCUACCAGGUAGACAAAAAGCAGUUCUCCCUGAACUGGACCUACCAGACCUGCCCUAACUGUACUGAAGAGACGUUCUUGCAGUUUAAGCUGAAGGUUGUUCCUGUGGAGCUGAACCGUUUUGAGGAUCGUGUGGAGUUUACGGGGAACCCCACCAAGAACGAUGUGUCUUUCACGCUCCGCAAUGUGCAGCUCCAGGAUGAGGGACUGUACAACUGCUAUGUGAUGAACCCCCCUGACCGACAAAAGGGCCAUGGCAAGAUCAACCUCAAAGUUCUUACCGAAGAGCCCCCAGAGCGGGACUCCACAGUGGCUGUGAUCGUGGGAGCCACAGUGGGGGGCUUCCUGGCUGUGGUGAUCCUUGCCCUGGUCAUUGUCAAGUGUGUGCGGCGCAAGAAGCAGCAAAGGCUCAACACAGAUGACCAGAAGACUGAAGAAGAGGGCAAGACGGAUGGGGAAGGGAACCCUGAGGAAGGCAUGAAGUAGGGGGGCUUUCUACCAGGCUGGCCUCCCUGCCCUCCACUGUCCCUGGCCACUUCCCCCACGUACUUCCUCUAAAGCAAGGCGCUCCACCCACGACCGCAGAAAAGACUGGGGCACUUUCUCUCUCCCUCCACACCAUUGUGCUCUUGGGCCAGAGGCAGGGGUGCCUAUGGCAGUGUGGUUUUAUUUUGGGGGGGGGGGGGGGGGG